GGGAAGGGGGAUGUGUGGAAGGUGUGUUGGAGGGGGCCGUGCCGGGCUGUGGCUGUGCCCCCGAGCAGCCGCGGUGUCCGUGUCAGCGCCGUGCCCUGGGCAGCUCCCUCGCCUCCGUGGGAAUACUGAAGCGGGAGAAAACGCUGAUUUGUGAUGAGCUCUUUACUCCUGUUUAAUUAUUUACUGCAUUCGCACGGCUUUCCAGGCAUGUUGUUCCUUUUUCAGUACUGAAACUGUAAAGUCUUGGGGCAGAAUCUCUAUUAUGGUCACCUAAUUACGACCAGUUAUUAUUUAAGUGAUACUGUAUUGUAAACAUUUUUUGUACAACUAUAAAUUAACAGAGAUAGUUAUGCUAGACAUUGGAACACAGUUAUUUUAACUGGGUUUAUAUUUGCACAUAGUUGUUAUCAGACGUUAGCUAGCUUCCCUUAUUGUACUUGUUAAAAAUAACUUAUCACUUUAUGCACUAUAUAAAUGGGGAAAGAGUGAAGAAUUUCAGCUUGGGAUCAAAACAGAAAAAGAUGCAGAUGAACAGAUCAAAGGAACGGGGAGACAGAAGUGUCCCAUUUGAACCCCUCACUUCAUCAGUUACCUACUUACUGGAAAAGGCUUAUAUUACUACUGUAAUAUAAUCAGAGAGCCAGAAAAUGCAGUUAGUGAGCAAAGAAAAUUGGAUUUAUUUUUGCAACAGAAAAGGCAAAGGUUAUUAUUUCUUUAGGUACACUGUUGGUUAAUGUCUUCCCUCUGAAAAAAGCAGUGUCCUGCACCAUCUUAUCCUUCAUGCUUAUCAUACUUGCUUAAAUAGCUAAUAUUAUAAUGUAAUUAAAGAAAAAUUGAGAACGUGGUAGGCAAAACCUGGCAAUUUUCCUUUAAGCAGUCUUUCUGAAUUGAUCUGCUUUGCAGAAGCAGUAGAGUUACACAUACUCUUCAUACAAAACAUCUCUCAUACACAACCAUACUUCUGUCAGUGAACUCUGUCGAGGACAGCUCAUAUGAUCAGAUCUUCAAAUCUGAAAUUUUUUUGUGGUAAUAGAUCUACUUGCAUAAGAGAGUGGAGCAUGAGCAGGUUUAUUCCUUAAAUUGACAUUGCUUCAAAAUGUAACUAAGUGCCUACAGGAUCACGAAAUUUUUUUCCUUUUAAUAUUUAGUUAUGGGUGAUGAGUCAGUACCAUUUUUGCUGGACCAAGGAACCACUAAAACAUAUCAAAUACCUAUUAGUCAUCUGGACUACAAAUUCAUUGAAAAAUGCACAGAUGUUAAGCACCUGGAAAAGAUUCUCAGAGUAUUAAGGUCUGGUGAAGAGGGAUGUUACCCUGAACUUACGUUUGUUUGUGAAAAGCGUAUUGAGCAUUUAGAUCCAAAGAGCAGAGCUCUGAGAACAGAUAAGCCUGCAGCCACAGCUUCUGAUUUCACAGUUGAGGAGUGGGAAACAAUUAAUGAUGAGCUGAUGAGCUGGCUGACAGAAAUGAAUGAAGAUGAUAAGAAAUCACAGUUCCUGAGAACAGACACACCACAUGAAAAUCAAGAUAACUUGCCCCCCAUUCGUUGUUCCAGCAGCUGUCUUCCUGCUAAUCAGAACAGGACACUGCAAAACAAACAAAGAAACAAGAAGAACAUUCCACGGGAUUACAGUGAAUGGGAAAAGUUCGAUGUGGAAAAGGAAUGUUCUAAAAUUGAUGAAAGCUGUGAAGAAAGUAACUCAAAAUCAAGAUUCUUCAAUAGGCCAAGUCUGCCUAUUAUCAAAAAUACAAUAGACACAACUGGAAUGACAAAGAGAGAGAAAAUCUUUGUUGCUACUCGUGAAAAAGAAAAGGGCAAUGAAGCCUUUGCCAUUGGCGAUUAUAUGGAAGCAGUGACAUAUUACACUCGGAGUAUAUCAGUAAUACCGACUGCAGCUGCAUAUAACAACAAAGCUCAAGCAGAAAUCAAACUUCAGGACUGGGACAGUGCUUUGCAGGAUUGUGAGAAGGUACUAGAUAUGGAACCUGGCAACAUAAAAGCUCUGCUGCGCCGUGCCACUGUACACAGUCAGCUGCAGAAUUAUCAAACAGCCAUAGAGGAUCUGAAUAAAGUAUUGGGUGUUGAACCAGAAAACCCUAUAGCUAAGAAAAAUCUGCUGGAGAUUGAAGAGAAACUGAAAGGUUUAAAGCCUGUAUCUGAGAUUCAAGGCAAAGGAAAAAGAAUACUUAUUCAAGAGAUAGAGGAUUCAGAAUGUGAUGAAGAAAGAGGGGAAAAUACAGAAGAAUGUGAAAGAAGUGGUGGAGAUAAAAGAACCGCUGUGCCAGUGGCGGCGGAGGCGGCGGCCGGGGAGCCCGCGAUGGGCAACGCGCACAGAAAGUUCCGUAGCAAAGGAGGCGGCGGUAAGGCGGAGGGCAGAGAGAAGCAGAAGCAGAAGGAGCCCACUGAGAGCGGAUUAAAAAAAGACACACCAGAAAAGAAACCAGGAAAGCAUUUGUCAGACCACGAAGGUGAAGUUAAUGGCUAUUUACACAGCGAUCAGAAGAGUGAAAGCUCUGAAUCUGGGAGCUCCAGAUGGUAUACCGCAGGGUCUCAGUGGGCUGGUGGUGCCAGUCCUACUUCACUUCCUGCUAUUGCAGCAAAACUAAAAAGUGAAGGAAACGAGUUAUUUAAGAGUGGACAGUUUGGAGAAGCUGUGCUCAAAUACUCGGAAGCAAUUGAAUAUGUCAUUGGUCUAGGAGAACGAAGUCCAGAUGAUUUAAGUAUCUUGUACUCAAACAGAGCAGCAUGUUACCUCAAAGAAGGGAACUGCAGUGACUGCAUUCAGGAUUGUAACAGAGCUCUGGAGCUUCAGCCAUUUUCCCUUAAGCCUCUUCUACGACGAGCAAUGGCAAAUGAGUCAAUGGAGCGGUAUCGACAGGCGUACAUUGAUUAUAAAACAGUCCUACAAAUAGACAGCAGCAUCCAAGCAGCAAAUGAUAGUGCUAAUAGAAUAACGAAGACUUUAAUAGAUCAGGAUGGUCCCAGUUGGAGGGAGAAACUGCCACCAAUUCCAGUUGUUCCAGUUGCUGCUCAGUUACACAGGUGGGAUGGAGGAAACUUCACUUCAGAGAAUAAGCCAGGAAGUACUAUAGAUGUCAACAGAGAAGAACAGUUGGAAAUGAAUUGUGAGGAAGCUAUGGAGAAAUUCAAGAGAUUGAAAAAUGAAGGGAAUGAUUUUGUAAAAAUGGGGGAAUAUGACGAAGCUAUAAAUAAAUACAGUGAAUGCAUGAAGUUAAAUGCUGAGGAAUGUACGGUCUACACUAACAGAGCUCUCUGUUACUUGAAACUGUAUAAAUAUGAAGAGGCUAAGCAGGAUUGUGAUCAUGUUCUUCAGAUAGAAGAUUCUAAUAUUAAAGCUUUUUAUAGAAGAGCACUAGCGUACAAAGGAUUACAGAAUUAUCAAGCCAGUGUUGAUGAUUUCAACAAGGUACUUCUAAUAGAUCCAAAUGUUCUUGAAGCACAAAAGGAACUAGAGGAGGUAACCCAACUGCUUCACCUUGACAGCAGUGCUGGAGCUGGCAGUCCACAAAAGCAAAGGAAGAAAGUAACCAUACAAGAGGUGACUGGACAUGAUGAACAGGAAGAGAGACAGUUUGCUACAUCAGAUGAUGUUGUGACUGAUCACGUUACUUCCAAAGAAGCAGUUCAAAAGAAUGUGCCACUGAAGUCCUCUGAGAAACUGCGCAUUUGUGAACCAUCUAAUGCCUAUGACUUUGGUCAGAUUAUAAAUGCAGUGAAUGCCAAUAAGGAUAGAGCUGCUUGUGCAGAUCUUUUAACAAUUACUGAUCCGAAAAAAUUGCCAGUGCUGCUGAGUAACAAACUUGAAGGAGAAAUCCUUCUGAUAUUUAUCCAGUCAUUGGAACAUUAUGUAGCUGGAAAAGAUCCUGGCCUUGUAUAUCAGCACCUUUUCUACUUGAGCAAAGCAGAAAGAUUUAAGGUGGUGUUGGCCCUUCUUAGCAAAAAUGAAAAAGAAGAAGUGCAGCAACUGUUUGACUUACUUUCAGAAAACCAGAGUGAUCAGUACUCAUUGGAAGAUCUUGAGAGCCUUAAAAAGUGACAGUGGUAAACAGAAGAAAAUGUGGCUGCACUUCACAAUAGAAAUAUUUAUCUCUGAGUUUUGUAAUUGGAUUAUUUAAAACAUCAGCUGUUUCUGUUUACAGGCAUAUUUAUAAAACUAAAAUUAAAAUAAUUUUGUGGAUCAGUAUGAUUUUUUUUUUAUUUCAGGCAGUACUUAUGUUUUAUAUUUGAUUCUGACAAUGCUUCAAAGAUGAAGCUUUUAAAUUUUUCAAAUACCCAAUGCCUUCUUUGUGUUAUACGUUUAUAACACAUGUUAUUUAUAUCAGACUCACAAGCACUGCAGAAAUAUCAUUAAGAAUGUUGUUCUAAUGAAAUUUUUUCUCAGGUGUAUAUUGAUAAAGUUCUUUUCUUGAAAAGGACAAUUAUCGAUUCUCUUUUCUGGUUCAAUACUCUUUAGGCUUACAGUUUUGAAGUGGAUUAUGAGUUUUGUCUUGGAGUGCAAAGAACAAAGCUUUUAGUUUCUGAAGCACCAUCAGAACAACCAAUGGUUUUUGGUUUUAAAUGUCCUCUUUUUAUGAGAUUCUUGUAGUCAAGACAAAUCUGUUGCUCGUCUUAUCCAGUUAAGCAACAACGUGCCAGUUUCAUUCUUCAGUCCUGGUGUCAAAGUGUUCACAUUCACGCAUUUCAGUGUUACUGAUUUCAGUCUUGCAGUUUUGUUCCACUAUAGUUUAGUAUGUUCAGAGAAGAUUCAUUGUAUGUGUCCAACUGUAGUUCAGAAAAGAGAGCAUAAAAAUUAGGUGCGUAGUUUUAAAAUAGUCUUAAUUGCUUGGUAACUGUAGCUGAGUAAGAGCCCAAUGUCAAAAGCUCUUGAUGAAGUCAAGUCUUUCUCUGUGCCACUCAACCCCCCCAAGUACUAAAUGCUCCUUAGAGACAAACUUCAGCAGUCACAGCUGUUUCUUAGAAGGUAUCUCAUUUGUAAAGGGUUUUUUGACACUGAGGACAAAAAUAAAAAUGUCUGCAGCAGAAAAUCAUAAUUUAAUUUAGUAAAUUUAGGAGACAACCUGACAUUAUUUAAGAGAUAACGGCUUAAAAAAAGAUUUUGAAAUGGAAGGUUCUUGACAAAUCAUUUGUCCGUGAAGAAAGAGACAAAUAGGUGCUCACAGACAGACAUACAGGAUCAUAGUUAAUUUUAGGACAGUUUUAAUCAAUCCCUCGUGAUUAAACUAGAAACCUAAAAGUUGUCCACAGAAAAGCAGUCCAGUAGUCCAGAAAGAUACCUUUUCUUUUAAUACCUUUCACCUUGAGUGUCAGCUGAAACAGAGUGAAUUCAGUUUGAGGUAAAAAUGACUGAGAUUGCAGAUCAAGAACCUCAAACUACUCCUUGCUAAGAAGUUCUAAACUGAGAGCUGCAGCAAUGAUUGCAAGUGAACUCAUUACCCAGCUGCUGGCAGGGAGCUGUCACCAGCUGCAGGCAGCACCAGAUUAAAUAACAAACACCCCCUGAUUUGACAAAUCAGGGCUUGGCUGUGAAGUCACCCAUCUUCUGAAGCAAAGAGCUGAUGUCUCAACAGAGACUGUCUUCAACAGACUCAUAGGAGGGCAGGAUUUGCUGGAAAGUUUAUACUGAGCCCUGAGGAAAUACCCGGCAAUAAACAGGUUUCUCCUUUC
Molecule: messenger RNA, 5685 nt
Organism: Pipra filicauda (Wire-tailed manakin)
Lineage: Eukaryota; Metazoa; Chordata; Aves; Passeriformes; Pipridae
Gene: SPAG1
Product: sperm associated antigen 1
Exons: 19
Coding region: 1151-4057 (968 amino acids)
Biological process (GO): axonemal dynein complex assembly
Cellular component (GO): cytosol
Molecular function (GO): protein binding
Source: RefSeq, a predicted model, not a curated record